AUGAACUUUACAAAAGCCUCUCAACUUCAAACACAGGAUGAAACCAAUAAAGUACAACAAAUUAAUAAAAGUUGUGGUAUAAAUGAUUCGCCUAUAUCUACUGUUCAAACUCAAACUAAAGCUUCUGCAACACAAAAUAUUCAAAAUUCAAAAGAGGCUGAUAAGAAAGAGAAUCUACCGCAUACAACUGAAGAUUAUCCUGAUCUAGAAAGGAGUACCACUUUUACGAAAACAAGUAAAAGGAAUUCAAUAACGGUAUUAUGCGAACUAAGAGAAAUUCAAUUGGAUUUCAAAAGAUAUCAAGUUAAAAGAAAGCCUGAAUUUAUCUACAAUCAAUAUAAUAAAUUAUUUGUUAGUAGUAGAAAUGAAGACUCAUGCGUUUUAAAUUGGAGACAAACCAUACCUCUAAACUCUGGUGAGGAAACAUCCGUCAUGGAUCCCAUGAUUAGACAACCAUAUACUCAAAAUCUGGUGCUAAAUGUCCUAUUGACUUAUAGCAAAAAAACUGGUUCAUUAAGGGGCCCAAAGGUGAACAAUGUGCCCUUGAAAAUUUCCGACAAUGGACGAUCACAGAAUCCUUCAAUUCUCAAAUGCUACAUGAGCAGAAACUAG
Molecule: messenger RNA, 612 nt
Organism: Funneliformis mosseae
Lineage: Eukaryota; Fungi; Glomeromycota; Glomeromycetes; Glomerales; Glomeraceae
Source: the annotation of a GenBank genome assembly